Messenger RNA from Blepharisma stoltei, 801 nucleotides. The record is from the annotation of a GenBank genome assembly. NCBI's taxonomy places the organism in Eukaryota, Ciliophora, Heterotrichea, Heterotrichida, Blepharismidae.
AUGAUAAGGCCAUUAAUGCUGCUGAAGAGAGAGUUUAAAGCUAGUUUUGCCAUUCUUAAUGGUGAAGAGUAUAAGUUAAGUGCUUAUCUCCCGAAUAUUGGUAACAAAUCUUUCACAAUUUCUAGAUCUCACACAAUCAAUGAUUUUUUGAACGAAAUUCAAUUGCAAAGUCCAGACAUUCAAAUAAAGCAUUCAUAUAGCUCAGACUCUUCUUUUAAAGCUACUAUUGAGCAAGAGCCCAUAAAAGUUGAAAUUAAUGAUGAAGAGUACGAAUUCUCAAAAAACGAUUCACAAGCACAGUCCAAGCCUGAGUACGCUGAAGCCUAUUUUAAUAAAGGAAACCUUUUAUUUGAAUUAAAACGCAUGGAAGAAGCAAUAGAAGCAUACAGCCAAGCUAUCAAAAUUGACCCUGAUUUUAUUAAAUCUCAUUACAAUAAAGGAGUUAUUCUCUCUGGAUUAGGCUUACAUAAGGACUCAGUUCACUCUUUCGAUGAAGUGAUUCGAAUAAACCCGAAUUAUAUUUCAGCCUAUUACCAAAAAAUAAAUUCUUUAAUUUUAUCAGGAAAAAAGAAAGAAGCAAUUUCUGUGUGUGAUGAUGUAAUUUCAAUAAAUCCAUAUGACUCAAGCACUUAUUAUCAGAAAGGUAUUUUAUUAGACAAUAUAGGAAACUUUGAUGAAGCAAUUGAAUGCUUUGACGCAAGUAUUGAAAUUGAGCCAAACAACCCUAUAUUUCAGCAUGCAAAACUAAGAGCUCAAGAAAAUAAAAAAACAGAAAAUUCCACAGAAAAUAGCAAAGCAUAA